Schistocerca serialis cubense is the source of this 394-nucleotide messenger RNA. Its product is annotated as astakine-like. The record is from RefSeq and is a predicted model, not a curated record. The transcript is spliced from 3 exons. NCBI's taxonomy places the organism in Eukaryota, Metazoa, Arthropoda, Insecta, Orthoptera, Acrididae. The coding region runs from base 75 to 386 and encodes 103 amino acids.
UUGGCGCUGGAGCAGAGUUUAUAGAAAUUUGAAGGGAAAGCUGAAUUUCACCAUCGCGACAUUUCGGUGUCACCAUGAAGACCUCAGUAGCAGCCAUCUUUGCUAUCACCAUGGUGCUGAGCGUGCAAGCGGGUUACCUGUCCUGCGGGAAGGGCGAGGUGUGUCCUGAGGGUCAUUGUUGCAUGAUCGGCGGCGGCAGGUACGGUUUGCCCAUCUGCUCCCUGAAGGGUGUGAGUGGUGGCUCCUGCCGUCCGAACAACCAACCAGAGGACUUUUGGCUGUCCGCCGAUCCGGGCGAUAAGGGUUCCCUGUACACGGGCGUCUACAGGUACGUCUGUCCCUGCCUGAACGGACUACAGUGCGCCGAUGGAACCUGUACCUACUAGCUGGCGUC